AGUGUAGCAGCCUUCCACUUCAGGACAGAAUGCCUUUCGGAGGAGGAAACAAGUGCGGCUGCUGCCAGAAAACCGUCUAUUUUGCUGAAGAAGUGCAGUGUGAGGGGAAGAGCUGGCACAAAUCCUGUUUUCUGUGCAUGGUCUGUAGGAAGAACUUGGACAGCACAACUGUGGCCGUUCAUGGAGAUGAGAUUUACUGUAAAUCAUGCUAUGGCAAGAAAUAUGGUCCAAAAGGCUACGGUUUUGGAGGUGGAGCAGGAACGCUGAGUAUGGACACAGGAGAAGGACUUGGAAUCAAGCCUGAAGGACAAGCUCCUCACCAUCCUACAAGUAACAUCAACUCCUCCAAGUUUGCUCAGAAAGCUGCAGGAUCCGACGCGUGUCCUCGAUGUGGGAAAACCGUGUACGCAGCGGAGAAGGUUAUCGGAGGAGGCAACUCGUGGCACAAAGGCUGCUUCCGUUGUGCCAAGUGUGGUAAAGGCCUGGAGUCUACGACCCUCGCUGACAGGGAUGGAGAGAUCUUCUGCAAAGGUUUGUUCCUGCCAGCUAAAAAUGAACGUAAAUGCAAAUGA
This is a messenger RNA of Nematolebias whitei (Rio pearlfish), 572 nucleotides long. RefSeq names its product cysteine and glycine-rich protein 1-like. Lineage: Eukaryota; Metazoa; Chordata; Actinopteri; Cyprinodontiformes; Rivulidae. The transcript is spliced from 5 exons. The record is from RefSeq and is a predicted model, not a curated record. Gene Ontology annotation, biological process: sarcomere organization; muscle tissue development. Gene Ontology annotation, cellular component: cytoplasm; nucleus; Z disc. Bases 30 to 572 code for a protein of 180 amino acids. Gene Ontology annotation, molecular function: actinin binding; structural constituent of muscle.